UAGGUUUGAAGUUAAUGAAUGUUGAACAAGCUUUGGCUGAGAAGCAUUAUGCUGAUCUAUCAUCUAAACCGUUCUUCAAUGGAUUGCUUGAGUAUAUUACUUCUGGUGCUGUUGUUGCUAUGGUUUGGGAAGGUAAGAAUGUUGUUAAUGCUGGAAGGAAGAUUAAUGGUGCAACUAAUCCAGCAGAUUCUGCUCCUGGAACUAUCCGUGGAGAUUUCGCUAUUGAUAUUGGAAGGUAAAU
Molecule: messenger RNA, 241 nt
Organism: Impatiens glandulifera
Lineage: Eukaryota; Viridiplantae; Streptophyta; Magnoliopsida; Ericales; Balsaminaceae
Product: nucleoside diphosphate kinase B-like
Exons: 1
Coding region: 15-239 (74 amino acids)
Biological process (GO): CTP biosynthetic process; UTP biosynthetic process; GTP biosynthetic process
Molecular function (GO): nucleoside diphosphate kinase activity
Source: RefSeq, a predicted model, not a curated record